Pochonia chlamydosporia 170 is the source of this 1071-nucleotide messenger RNA. RefSeq lists its product as hypothetical. NCBI's taxonomy places the organism in Eukaryota, Fungi, Ascomycota, Sordariomycetes, Hypocreales, Clavicipitaceae. Gene Ontology annotation, molecular function: methyltransferase activity. Bases 1 to 1071 code for a protein of 356 amino acids. The record is from RefSeq and is a predicted model, not a curated record. The transcript has 3 exons.
AUGCAGUCACGGAACAUAGCCCACGGCAGCGUGAUUGACAUUGGCGGCAGUGUUAUGCAGAGCAACAUUGGUGAGCGGUUGCUUUGCGCUCUUCAAGAGCCGUAUGAUGAGCACAACAAGCCCACGCUUCCGGACGAACUGCUGUAUGACGAUGUUGGUUUACCCAUAUGGAACGAGAUUAUCUUUACCACAGAAUUCUACCAAACCCAUGAUGAAAUUGCCUUGUUUAACGAGUACGGCGUGCACAUCGCACGGCGAGUCAAGGCGGGUGUGACCAUGGUAGAUCUUGGUGCUGGGGACACCAGAAAAGUCGAGCACCUCCUGGCGGCAUUCGAAAAGGCCCAGACGCCGGCGACAUAUCUGGCUCUAGAUAUUUCAAAGGCGUCCCUGGAAUGUAACGUAGCCUACAUAGCCAAUUUGCACUCCGGUCUAGAAUCCAAUGUUGUUUGUGCGGGUCUUUGGGGUACGUUUCAGGACGGCCAGCGGUAUGCCAACAGUAUAAAAGGCCCCAGAUUGUUUCUCUCUUUGGGUUCGGUUCUGUGCAACGAUCCAUGGGUCACCGCGGUAGAGCAUCUGAAGUCUUGGAAGACCAUCAUGCGACCCGGUGACCUACUGUUGGUUGGAAUGGAUGCCCACAUGGCUGCUGACCAGAGAGAAAAGCUUUGGAAAGCAUAUCACUCCAGGGAGGAUUUAUAUCGGCGUUUCUUUCUCAACGGUUUUGAUCACGCCAACAGACUUCUUGGCGAAGAUGUGUUCAAAGAAGAAGACUGGGACUUCUGCGCAGAUAUUGAGAAGGAACCAACAACGAGGCACCGCUUCUAUUUCCGCCCCAACAAAACAAUCAAUUGCCACAAGAUUAAGAGAACUAUCCAUGUUGGCGAGGAGUUCGAUUGGUUCGAUGCGCACAAAUACUGCGAAAACAGUGUCCAAAUCAUGUGCUCCAAAGCAGGGCUAAGUGUUAUAGACGUUUGGAGAGCGCCAGACUCGGAAUUUCGCCAGUAUCUCAUUCGGCUAAAAGAUUCAGAUGACCUGAAAGAAGACAGUGAUAGUGGUGUAUCUGGUCUUUCGUAA